Messenger RNA from Guyanagaster necrorhizus, 654 nucleotides. RefSeq lists its product as uncharacterized. The record is from RefSeq and is a predicted model, not a curated record. NCBI's taxonomy places the organism in Eukaryota, Fungi, Basidiomycota, Agaricomycetes, Agaricales, Physalacriaceae. The coding region runs from base 152 to 568 and encodes 138 amino acids. The transcript has 3 exons.
AAUAACGAAGUCAUUGACUUCAUGCUUCUUGUGGCCGAAGCCAUUAUCAAGAAGAAUCAGUAACCGAGGUCGGCCAAGGUGUUAUGAUCCCGAACCAUUUGAACUUGAAUAAAAACAAACCCAAGAUGCUCUACAGACCGCAUUUACGAACAUGCCUCUUCACCGCUUCUACAUUCCUGUCGGAUUCUAUUCCAAAGAGGAUAAAACCGCUGUCGUCAAAGCCGUCCAGCAGUGCUACUCCCACCUACCCAAAUUCUACGUCGUCGUGAUCUUCAUUGAGGUAGACAAGGAGAAUUUCUAUGUCGGAGGGGAGGCCACCGACAACUUUGUCCGCAUAGUCGUACAUCAUAUGGCCACCCAUUAUCACAGCGAUGAGCGCAAGAAAGAGUUCAACGAGAGAUACAACAAGGCGUUGGGGCCAUUCAUAAAGGCACGGGGUGCUGACUGGGAGAUACAAGUCGCGGAGAUGGACCGAGGCAUGUGGGGGAUAAACGGCAUCAAGCCCCCGCCACGUAACUCGGAAGCAGAAGCCCUUUGGUACAAAGAGAACAGGCCUUCGGAGUACUAAAUUCUGCUGAGAGGAGAAAGCGAGUGCCAAUAAUGUAUAACAUACACACUUGUCACGACUAUCGUCUGAUGAGAUGAGAUUCUUCC